Molecule: messenger RNA, 894 nt
Organism: Aspergillus oryzae RIB40
Lineage: Eukaryota; Fungi; Ascomycota; Eurotiomycetes; Eurotiales; Aspergillaceae
Product: fungal specific transcription factor domain-containing protein
Exons: 1
Coding region: 1-894 (297 amino acids)
Source: RefSeq, a predicted model, not a curated record
AUGGUUCGAAUGACACAAACUAUCGAUGCGGAGCUUAUGUCGACUGACCCUCUAUCGGUGGUUGAGGACCCAACUAUCCUACCACCAGGAAAAUCUCUCGAGCGAGCGCAGGCCUACGCCAAACUCAUGACGCGGUUAUGGCACUAUCAACUCAUUGCCUGGCUUCAUCUGCCACUUCUUUUGGAAUCUGGCACAGAGAGGCGCUAUGACUAUAGCAGGCAAAGCUGUCUAGAAGCAUCCCGGCAUAUGAUUACAUGUUAUACAUCUAUCCGUCACCUCACUGCGAAUAGCUUUUGUUGCAAGUCGCUGGACUUUCAGGCCUUUACUGCCGCCGUCACUCUAUUAAUAAAUAUCCUCGGACCGACCGGUCGAUCUCACCUCGACUCCAAUGACUGGACCGCCAUCGAAACCGUAAUGACAAGCCUAGAGACAUUGGCAGAGGGACAGCCGCCCGACAAGGUAGCAACGCGAGGUCUUAGCGUUCUACGGACUUUGAAAAGCGUUGCGACGAGAAACAACACACCCCAAUCCGAUAUAUCCGACGGACUACCCCCCAUGGAUUGCCAGUCUAGGCGCAUCAAACUUGACAUUCCCUACUUUGGUACCAUUUCCAUUGACUAUAGCACUCGCAGUGGUCUUCCAGGGCAACAACGACUUAAUAACGUUCCACCAAAACCUACCGGCACAGACCUGGCUGCCAAUAGUGCACUAUCGUCGAAUGUGGGCAAUGCGGCGGAGGCAAGCGCGGUGCAUGAGCAGGCCACGGAUGUGGGUCCUUUGCUAGAAGCUCGCCUGGAACUUGGCCCUGCUGAUAUAUGGUCAUUUGAUCCGGAUCUAACAGCAUUGCCCUCUUUUUUGCCUGGCUUGGAAGAUAGCUGGGACUUGGGGCUAUGA